GUUACAAAGCUACUACUUAUAUUCUGCCUUGUUGGCGUUAAUGGUGCUGGGGAUGCCGGUCAUAGGGAAGAUGCUGGCCUGUCAAGGAGAGGGCCGGCGUGUGAACGUGGGCGACCUGAAGCAGCUGACUCCCUUCUGGCUGAUAGCAGCGUUCUACACAACUACGUCUCCGGAUGUCACGACUGCUAUUUGCCUGUUCCGAAUGUUCGUCGCCACCAAGUUUAUGAGCCUCUUGGGUAUGAUGACGCCAACGCCGCGGUGCCUCGAAGAAGCUUCGUUCGCGAUGUCGAUUGCCAUCACCAGCUACAUGGGAUUCAUGGUCGUUUAUGCGUAUAAAGAUGCAUUUUGAUAACAUUUUGGUAAUCUGUGCUGUUGAGUAAAGGUAAUUAAAUUUAAAAGUAUUUU
Molecule: messenger RNA, 405 nt
Organism: Cydia strobilella
Lineage: Eukaryota; Metazoa; Arthropoda; Insecta; Lepidoptera; Tortricidae
Product: microsomal glutathione S-transferase 1-like
Exons: 1
Coding region: 41-349 (102 amino acids)
Source: RefSeq, a predicted model, not a curated record